Molecule: messenger RNA, 791 nt
Organism: Heterobilharzia americana
Lineage: Eukaryota; Metazoa; Platyhelminthes; Trematoda; Strigeidida; Schistosomatidae
Source: the annotation of a GenBank genome assembly
UAUUUGUAUAAUUGCUUUGACUUGCACAUUUCCUUCCAAACUAUUGAGAAUUAUCAAUACUCAAAAUUGUGAGUAGUUUGCAAUGUUGGGUCUUACGUUUGGUCCCUCAUUUCCCCUUUCUUGCUCUUAGUUUGUUCUACUUUGAGCAAUAGCGCCAAAUUUCGCUUUGUCUUUCCGAGCUUCCUCGCAAAAAUGGUUGCUGCGUUUCCUUAUCACUAAAGAACACUAAUUUGCUAACCAAUUUAUAGGCCAUAUAUUUUCACAAAUAUCAUAUUUUGGGGGAAAACAUGAAUUCUCUUGGAGACGUUGACAUUUUGAAUAAUGUGUCAGAUAAGAGCCAUGAAAGUACAGAGUUAAAGCGACGACGUUCCGAUAAAAUUUCAAACCUGAUGGGUCGGUAUCUUUUGAAAGGAUGGCGGAUGCUGAAUGUAUCUUGUCCUGAAUGCGAGACAAUCCUCUUUCAACAACCAAGUGGCCAGUAUUAUUGUGGUUCCUUAUUUGAACCACCUCAUAAAAAUGAAGAUGACUUGACCACACCUCAUAUACAGUCCUGUACAGGAGCAUCAAAGAAACCCGCCGAACAGUCAGAGUUACUUACAAAUAAACAAGCAUCAAUAGAAAAACACAAAGAAAACAAUUUGAUAUCUAAACUUCAUGGUAAAAUAAAUUGGUGUAUGUCACAAAUGGUAGAAGCUACUUCACCCACAGAGAUUCGACAAUGGACCGAUACAUUGAAAUCUUUGUUAGAUUUAUGGGAUAAAAUGUUCAAAUGUAGCAUUCUAAAAUCGUAA